CGCGAGAGUCUCGCAAAAGUGCGAGAGGUUGUAAAUAUUGACAGUUAAUUGGCAAAAUGAAUUUAUGUGCUAAUUUAACGUGGUGUGACUCAAGUAUUGUCAGGAUAAAUAUGAAAUACCAGUUUUAACAUGAUGUUCUUUUUCCUCAUCACUUUAACCUGUUUGUUAGGAAGAGCAAUGUCAGAGCUGACAUGUACAGACUGGCAGGGCAAGGCGAUUCAGGACGGGGAGGACUUCUACCCGUAUGAGGCAGACCCUUGUCACAUGUGCAGCUGCUACCGUGGCGAGUCGACCAUGUGUAAAUCUGUGUCUUGCUCACCACCAAACUGUCCAAAGUGGCGUCAGAUCUCCAAGAAGUGCUGCCACUAUGAGUGUCUCGACUCAGACGGGGCGUCAAUCUUAACACAUGAUAAUGGCACCGCCAUUAACCCACCCACAGGCAACUCUGCAGGUGGUGCUGGUGGUGAUGGGACGAUGACGGACCUGGGUCUGCGUUUGGUGGCGAGCACGGUGACCACGUUUCUUAUCCUUGCCCUCCUACUCUUCCUCAUCCAUCGCUUCAGACAGCGGAGACUUCUUCUCACUCUCAGACGAUACAACCGCAGAAGGGAGCCACUAGAUGAUUCAGACAACAUCAGUUACUCUCCUGAUUUCUUUGGGGUACAGUGCCCCCCAUAUGAGGAUCCCCCACCCCCCUACACUCCGCCCAAACCCCACCCUGGGGAACAGCCCCCGCCCUAUGAAGCACUCGAGACAAAUAACAACCCUGAAAACGAGUUCACUGGGAGAAAUAAUGAGCAAACAAGCAAUGUAAACAACAGAGUACAUUCAACAGGAAGAUCAGGCAAUUGUGGAAGUUCUGAGGAGCACCUGCUAGAAGGCGGGAGUAACUCUAGUAGUCCCAGAAGGAACAAUAUGGUUACCAGGGGUGUAAAUACGGGAAUUACAGUUGCUGAUGACAACGCUGUCAUUGAUAUUAAUAGAUUUAGUGCCAUAAAUGCAAAUGGGAUAUGUGUUGAUAGUGGGAAUAAUUCCAGUGAGUGUAGUAAUAGUAGUAGAAGUUCACACAGAAAUGCACAUCCAAGGCAGGCUAGGCAAGUGGACAGGGUUCAAAGUGCAAUAGAAGGACAGAGGGCAAGUGUGCAUUUCAGGAAUAGUUCCAAUGGACAGCCAAAUACGUCUAUUGCAAUGGGUAUACAGAAUAGAAACAGAAACCUUGCUAGAAAUAGGUCAUCAGAUACAAACCUAAAUGCACAAGUUAGUCCAUUACGGAAUUGUAAUGGAACUCAAACUGAAUGUGCUAAUGCUCUUAAUUUAGAACUCAGAAAUGCUGUAUUGAGUUGGAGAAGUAAUGUUGUACAUGGUGUUCCCCAUGGUGGAGAGUGCUCAUCCAGUUCCACAGACAUAGGUGAGUCCACGACAUCUGCUGAGUCCCUGACCAGCAGUCCUGAAUCUCCUGCCUUUGAUCUGGACACCCCUUCAGAAGGCCAAAACAAUCAGGAACGUGUUGUAGAUGAUGCAGAGACGACAGUUAAGAGGUUCCUGGACAGGCAGUUUGGUCAGGUGCCCAAGGGUCGUCGCUACCCCACUACAAUGUCCCAGUCAUGGACAAGUCCACAGGGUGCCAGUCCAGGGCAAAACUUCAAGCAAAGCAUCUCAUUAGGGGCUUUUCCUGCCAAUGGAGAUGUCCCUGGGCAGUCUGUGCCACAGUGCUCAAGAGUUGAUCGAGACAACAAGCCUUUGUUACCAAGAUCGAAAUCUGAACACUUGAAAACCAAUGGGAGUUUAAUUAACCAUCCAUUUAAUGGAGUAGUUAAACCAGUGAACUAUCAUCACAAUGGACAUGGAGCAAGAGUGGCUUACAAGGAGCCUGAUGAGCUGUCACAAAGACAAGAUAGGAACUCGAACCAAUGUAAUCAUAGCGCUAGUGAAGUGUGUUCUAGUCAUGACCUGACCUUUCGCUCGGAUGUGAGUGAGUGUGGGAGUAUUACCUCCAAUGUUUCAAACCUUGCCGCUGCAAUCCUUGACCCUGGGGAUAUUAUUGUGACAAAACGGCAAGAUGAACUACGCAAAUUGAGAUUGUCCCAUCUACUCAAUAAGCCAGUAUUGGAGUUAAACAUUGAUCCAUCUUCAGCAUCUAACUCUGUAGCUGUCAACCAUCAACAGUUACAGAGGUCAUUAAGUGACAAUUCAGUGGAUUCAUCGUGUGUGUCUAACAAACCGUGUGAUUAUUAUGAAAAUGUACCAACUGGAUUUACAAUUAGGAAUGACUCAAAAUACCCAUCAGACUCAUACAGGCAUUUUCUGCAAACCUGUUUGUCUGGGAGGCAGGAAAAAACAAGAGGACAGUCACAAAGGAAAGACAGAUCAGUGAAUGAUUCUAAUUUUUCAUCAAGUAGAAAGUCUGAAAAGAAAGUAACAUCAAGUACGCAGUCAAGCCCUAGAAAAGAGACUUCUAGGGUCAAACCAAGGCCUGACAACUCUAUGAUUCACAGCUGGCAUGCAGGGGUAGCUGAUUCAGGGGAUGAAAAUACUUCAGGCCCAAAUUCAAACACUCUUGCUAGAAAUAGCAAUGUAAACUUUGAGAAAAAGUCGUGCGGCAGUAAGGAUGUAAGUAAUGUGUUUUUGCCACUGUUUAAGCCCUCAAACCUGGAAAUGGACAGUACAGUGGACAGGGGCAAGGUGCCAGACAGUGAGAUGAGGGCAUCUGCAGCUGCAAUGUACAGCUGUGAAACAGAGGAUCGCCCAGACAGGAAAGAGCGAAGACACAUGUUUAAACGCCACUCAAUGGGCUGCUUUCCUGCUAAACAUACUGACAACUGUGUAGCAUCACAUCAUGGGCAGAGAGCCCAUCAUUUGACUAGGUUUGAUAAUGUUAUAGGGGAUGUGAACAUGAAAAAGAGAAAUACAGCAAAAGAUCAAAGAUCCAAAAGAAUAUCUGCACCAGCCACAUCAAAUGAUUCACAUAAAGUGGAACAAAAUGCCCCCUAUUUGAUGCAUUCGGCCAUACCAAGAGACUUUGCCUUAUUGGAUCAUGAUAUUCCAGCUCUGUUUGGUAUCAGACACUCUGACAAUCGCUCCAAGAAGAGGUCCAAGUCACAGGGCAGGGGUGACCCCAGUGGCAAUGGGGCCAGGAAGGGGUCUGGGGGAUCCCGGGCCAGGAGGAAGCCCCAGCAGGCCUGCUUAUUCCACCAGGAGCUAGAACAGGUCCUUAGCAAACAGAGGUCUCCUGCUAAACACACUCCUGCUGAUAUAAAAAAGAACAAUAGUGCAAUAUCUCAAGUAUAACUGUUCAUUGUUUGCUUUGUAACUCAUUUAUUGUAUUAACCUGUUAGAAAUAUGUUGCCAUUACUGGUGUUCUAAAUGUUUUUGAAUGAGAUAUUAUUGUCUCUACAUGUUUCAGUGUGAAUUGCUUAACUUGAAGUACACAUGUACAUUGUAUUUAUGAAUAAUCUGACUUUCUUACUGUUUAACAUAACUUUCAUAUUUAUUUAUUUCUCUUUCAAAAAAUUCUGUGUUUUAACUCUUUUUACCUCUAAUAAAAUCAGGUUGUUUUGUUAUAGCCAUAUUACGCUAUGAAGAUUAAUUAAGAUUUUUGCUGAAUUCGUUGUUGAUGUGCAUGAUUUGCUUUUAAAUAAAUGCUUUUAUGUACUAAAUUUUGAUUAUUUGCAAAGAUUUACAUUCUUACAUUUGUAUAUAUUAUAUAUACUGGUUAAUUUUAUUUAAAGUCCCAAUUGUUUUAUAAGUAUUGCAAAAAUUGUAUGUUUUAUAUGAAAUAUUUAACUGUAAAUGGAUUUCUAUUCCUUAUGGGGUACAGAAAGUUGUACAUAUAAUAUGCAACACAUGUGAGAUUUUUUUCUUGAAUGUAAACAGUUCAGUUUUGUAUGUCGAUCAUGCGCAAUCUGUUCAUUUUUUGAACAUCUUUUGUAUGUUUAGUUUUGCAGUGUUUAUAAACAUUGUAUAUAAAGUACAAUAAUGAAAAUGUUUGUUAUACAGACUUUAACUCGCACGAUGUACUGCUGUAACUUUACAUGUAGAUCUGUUAGAUUGAGAACAAUUCUACCUUAUAAGGAUUUUUUUUAUCCCAUUAAAAUAUCGUGAUUGCCUUUUCUUACAAUGUUUUUGUUUCAGUAACUUUACAGAAGCUUACAUAAAAUAUGAACCUUUAUCUUCAUACAUUGGAAAUCAAAUGUUUGCAUUUAUGGAGAAAUAAGGACUACUGCAGUCAUUUCAUUGUCUUAUAACAGCUGUUGUAUUGUGUAGUCCUGAUGCACUGCAUUACUUUUAAUAUGUUAAGUUCUGGUUUUGCUCCAAUCUUAUGUUACCAUCCAGUAUGAUGGUAUUGUUAAGAUAAAAAAAAAUUGUUUUAGAUGCCAUAAUGUUUUGUAAAAUGUUUAAAUUGUGAGUAAAAAUGGAAGAUAUA
Molecule: messenger RNA, 4423 nt
Organism: Mya arenaria
Lineage: Eukaryota; Metazoa; Mollusca; Bivalvia; Myida; Myidae
Exons: 4
Coding region: 130-3288 (1052 amino acids)
Cellular component (GO): membrane
Molecular function (GO): protein binding
Source: RefSeq, a predicted model, not a curated record